Messenger RNA from Laetiporus sulphureus 93-53, 1166 nucleotides. RefSeq lists its product as uncharacterized. The transcript has 3 exons. The record is from RefSeq and is a predicted model, not a curated record. Bases 278 to 772 code for a protein of 164 amino acids. Lineage: Eukaryota; Fungi; Basidiomycota; Agaricomycetes; Polyporales; Laetiporaceae.
GCUGUAUACACGAGCAAUGCAUUGAAUGACGGAGAGCAUAAUUACAAGUGUGGAGUAAAGUGUUUACCGUCGUACGUGGACACGUAGGUAUGAUAAGGAGCCUGUUAACGUUACGUGUGAAUGGUACUGGAAUGUCAGCAGCCCUCGCAGCAACCAUCGUUGAUGUUAUACCUCCACAUUGCACCGUGGACAAGGUCGAUGGCCAUCCAGCUAAGCCCCAUGGCCCACUGCCCCAUCCACCAACGUCUAUGUGCGCCAAACGCGGCUCACUUCAUUGAUGAAGCGCAACUCGCUGGUCUACUUUCAGACGCAGAUGUCCCUGCAGCUCCAAGCAUCAUUGCAGAGCGAUGCAAGCAGCUCCAUUGGAGCACGUCAGCGGAGCGGCGAUUCGUACAAGCGCACGAAGAGGCUCUCUGUGCUGACGCUCACUCCCCUCCCCCUACAUUUGCCACCGCGCGACUGUGUUUUGACAUCUUCUAGCACGGUCCUCACACCGUGUUGCGCAAUGGAAACGAAUGCCUCGGAAGGGCGAUCGACUAGCGGUUCGGUGGUCGAAGCCUUUCGUCCCGCCGCGGCUUGCCGAUUAGUAUCGCGGAAACUCGUCGCCAUCAUCAAUGAUGCUCACGGCACGCUCUGUCCCCGCGAAGCCGCGCUCGGGCGACAUGCGGACGGCAGCGUCGCUUUUGGCAUACAACACCCCAGGGGCCUGGCAGACGGAGGGCACGCCUGCACUGAAUGGAUUAAGGUCGAACCAGUGGAGUGGAGACGAUGAGCACCAGGUUGGCCGACGUUCCGCCAUCCUAUGUUGCCCGCUUGAUGCAGCAGUAGUAUGGCAUUAGAUCGAUGUAAGGCGUGAAUGGUAGCAGUAUAAACGUAGCGGCACAAGUCGAACUUUCAGCCCAUCGGUCGUCUUGGCACCAGAGGCCGUCCGAAUGCUGUGUACAGCAAGAUGGGCGGGUGAGUUAGGGCGAAAGCGAUGCAGGCACAAACAACACGACGUGACGAAACAGAAGGGUCAAGUGAGGGCAAAAGUGGCGCUGGAGCUGACAUCAGCGUUAGGGCAAGUGACGACGAAAACAGGCAGCAUGUUGAAGAAGUACAUGACAGUAACGGGCUGCAAGACGACGGUGAAAAGCGACGUUGGCGCAGGGAAGAUCACACAGAGG